Molecule: messenger RNA, 730 nt
Organism: Camelina sativa (false flax)
Lineage: Eukaryota; Viridiplantae; Streptophyta; Magnoliopsida; Brassicales; Brassicaceae
Product: RING-box protein 1a
Molecular function (GO): zinc ion binding
Source: RefSeq, a predicted model, not a curated record
UUCUCAUUCUCUUGCUUUCUUCUUCGACCGUCCUCUCUCUACAAGAAAAAAACCCAGCGAGCUCUCUCUCGCAAUCGUUGAGUUUGUUCUUCGGCUUUUCUAGGGUUUCAAAUUUUCCUUUCCGAUCGGGUUUAAUGGCGACUCUAGACUCCGACGUUCCUAUGAUUCCUGCGGGAGGAGCCUCUGGCAGCGCUGCUUCGUCUUCCACAAAGAAACCUAAGCGAUUCGAAAUCAAAAAGUGGAGCGCCGUUUCUCUCUGGGCUUGGGAUAUCGUUGUUGACAACUGUGCGAUCUGCAGAAACCACAUCAUGGAUCUCUGCAUCGAGUGUCAAGCUAAUCAGGCCAGCGCUACUAGUGAGGAAUGCACCGUUGCUUGGGGGGUUUGCAAUCAUGCCUUCCACUUUCACUGCAUCAGCAGAUGGCUAAAGACUCGUCAAGUUUGUCCGUUAGAUAACAGUGAGUGGGAGUUCCAGAAAUAUGGUCACUAAACCAAGGACUGUUACCCGCAAACAUGUGUCUAAUCGAGAAGAUAUCAGGUUCAUCUGGUUACCGCAUCCGCAUAUGAUAACUAAGGAUUUUCUCAGGGUUUUUCUUUUCUUUUAUCUUUUUGUAAUGUAAUUCGCCAAGUUGUGGAAACAGAGAUUCAUUGUUCAUUGAACCUAUCAUCGUUGUGCUUUGGGUGACAUGGUUGAUUUUCAAAAUUAAAAACAAAAAAUUGUCUUCAAAAGAA